AUGUAUUUGUAUCAUAAUGUUGAUGUUUGUAGUUUGAUGAUUGAUAAUUGUGGGUGGGUAGGGGAUUACGAUACGAUGAGAGCGGUUUUGGAACGGUUUAGGGAAGAAGGGGUGUGUAUUAAUGAUAAGGCAUUUGGGUUUUUGCCUGUGCUUGAUUCGAGGAAAACGGAUAUUAUCGAGAAAGUUGAGUUGGUGGUUCGGAUUUUGCGUGAUGUUGGUGGGAGUGUUGGAAAGUCGGGUGUUUAUGAGUUGAUUAGGAUGCUUUGUGGUGUUGAUUGUUUUGAGUUGGCGAAGUUUGUGAUGGAGAUUACGGGGAAGCAGUUGGGGUAUUAUGCGAUUUUGGUUCGUGAGAAGUGUAGGAGAGGAUGUGUAGACGAAGCGUUUGGCUUGAUUGUGGAGAUGAGAGAGGCGGGUUGUGAACCGGAUUGUAAGAUAUAUAACUAUAUUUUAGGUAGUUUAUGUAAACAUGAUAAGCUUUCUGAAGCUUUGAGUCUGUUUAAGGAAAUGAAAGAAAAGGGUGUUGACCCGGAUCCAAUAACAUUUGAAACAUUUAUUGCGAAUUCAUGUAGGCUUGGUAGGAUGGAGUUUGCAAGCGAGAGCUUGAAGCGAUUAAUGCAUAUGGGUCUUACUCCUCGAGUUUCAACUCAUAUUGCUCUCGUGAAAGGUUAUUGUAAUGCUGGAAGAUAUGACAAGGCAUAUGAAUAUGUGCGUGAUAUGGAGAUGAAGAAGGUGCCUACUACUAAUAAGAUGUACACCGUUCUUGCGAGGAUGCAUCAAAAGAAAGGAAAUGUUGAUGCUGCUAGAAAGAUUCUUGAUGAAAUGAUGGAAAGAGGUCUAAAGCCUGACUUUUCUAGUUACUUAAAGACCGUAAAUGUUUUGAAGCACACUGGUAGUAGGGAUUUAGCUCAAGGUUUACAAAAGCAAUUCUCUAAGUUUAAAAUCGAAUAA
Molecule: messenger RNA, 948 nt
Organism: Erigeron canadensis
Lineage: Eukaryota; Viridiplantae; Streptophyta; Magnoliopsida; Asterales; Asteraceae
Product: pentatricopeptide repeat-containing protein At1g12775, mitochondrial-like
Exons: 1
Coding region: 1-948 (315 amino acids)
Molecular function (GO): protein binding
Source: RefSeq, a predicted model, not a curated record